Molecule: messenger RNA, 6693 nt
Organism: Gracilinanus agilis (Agile Gracile Mouse Opossum)
Lineage: Eukaryota; Metazoa; Chordata; Mammalia; Didelphimorphia; Didelphidae
Gene: SLC12A7
Product: solute carrier family 12 member 7
Exons: 26
Coding region: 113-3550 (1145 amino acids)
Biological process (GO): potassium ion import across plasma membrane; potassium ion homeostasis; chemical synaptic transmission
Cellular component (GO): membrane
Molecular function (GO): potassium:chloride symporter activity
Source: RefSeq, a predicted model, not a curated record
GCGCACGGGCAGGACUCCAGGGACCAAGCCCUGGAACAUCCCCCUGCUUGCUAGCCCGCAGCCCCGAAGUUAGAAAGAAGGAAGAGGGAGAGCAGCAUCGUCCAGGGACACGAUGCCCACGAACUUCACCGUGGUGCCCGUGGAGGCACAGGGAGACGCUGCGGAUGGCUCUGGGGAUUCCGGGCUAGCGCUGGGGGAAGAGCAGGAGCGGCAGCCUCUGGCGGCUCCCUCAGAGGUCCAGCCUUCGCCUGGCCCGGAGCCGCGAGACUGCAGCCCCCAGAUCUUGGGAGAUGGGACCCCUAGAGAAAACAGCCCUUUCAUUAACAAUACUGACAUGGAAAGAGAGAAUAUCUAUGAAGGAAAGAACAUGGCUCUGUUUGAGGAAGAAAUGGAUAGUAAUCCCAUGGUAUCAUCGCUUCUUAAUAAAUUAGCAAAUUAUACCAAUCUGAGUCAGGGUGUCGUCGAACAUGAAGAGGAUGAAGAUAGCAAGCGAAAAGAAAUUAAGGCUCCAAGAAUGGGAACAUUCAUUGGUGUAUACUUACCCUGCCUGCAGAACAUCCUUGGAGUCAUUCUGUUUCUUCGUUUGACAUGGAUCGUAGGUGCAGCAGGAAUCCUUGAAUCAUUCAUCAUUGUAUUCAUGUGCUGUACUUGUACGAUGCUGACAGCAAUAUCUAUGAGCGCCAUAGCAACAAACGGUGUUGUUCCAGCUGGAGGCUCAUAUUACAUGAUAUCAAGGUCUUUAGGUCCUGAAUUUGGAGGGGCAGUUGGACUCUGUUUCUAUCUGGGCACCACUUUUGCAGGAGCCAUGUAUAUUUUGGGGACAAUUGAGAUUUUUUUGACUUAUAUUUCUCCAAGUGCUGCUAUAUUUCAUUCAGAAGAUGUUGAAGGAGAAAAUGGUGCCAUGCUCAACAAUAUGCGAGUUUAUGGGACAUGCACACUUGCCUUGAUGGCUAUGGUGGUGUUUGUAGGAGUAAAAUACGUCAAUAAGCUUGCCCUGGUAUUCCUGGCCUGUGUGAUCCUCUCAAUUCUGGCCAUUUAUGCUGGUGUCAUCAAGACUGCUUUUGAUCCUCCAAAUAUUCCGGUCUGUCUUCUUGGGAAUCGUACAUUAUCAAAGCGUGAUUUUGAUGUCUGUGCUAAAUACCAAGUCAUAAAUAAUGAAACAGUGACAACAACCCUGUGGAAACUCUUCUGCAACAGUUCUAUGCCUAGUGCCAAAUGUGAUGAUUACUUUGCCCAAAACAAUGUGACUGAAAUUCAGGGAAUUCCAGGGAUUGCCAGUGGCAUCAUACGAGAAAAUCUAUGGAGUGCUUAUGCAGAUAAAGGAGCAUUUGUAGAAAAGAAAGAUAUGCCUUCAUUCCCGGCAUCAGAGGAAAUAAAAUUUAUUAGCAGCCCUCCUUAUGUAUUGACAGACAUCAUGACAUACUUUACAAUGUUGGUAGGAAUUUAUUUCCCAUCUGUGACAGGUAUUAUGGCGGGUUCAAACCGAUCGGGUGAUUUGAGGGAUGCUCAGAAAUCUAUCCCUACUGGAACAAUUUUGGCAAUCGUGACCACAUCUUUUAUCUAUUUGUCCUGCAUUGUCCUUUUUGGAGCCUGUAUAGAAGGUGUAAUUUUGAGAGAUAAGUUUGGAGAAGCCCUGAAAGGAAAACUUGUGAUUGGCAUGCUGGCCUGGCCAUCGCCCUGGGUCAUUGUCAUUGGCUCUUUCUUCUCCACCUGUGGGGCUGGUCUACAGAGUUUAACAGGUGCACCUAGGCUACUGCAGGCUAUUGCAAGAGAUGGGAUUGUGCCUUUCCUUCAGGUGUUUGGUCAUGGGAAAGCAAAUGGGGAGCCCACAUGGGCCUUACUCCUUACUGCUCUCAUCUGUGAAAUAGGAAUCCUGAUUGCUUCCUUGGAUAGUGUAGCACCUAUUCUUUCAAUGUUUUUCCUCAUGUGCUACAUGUUUGUGAAUUUGGCUUGUGCUGUACAGACUCUUCUACGUACCCCAAACUGGCGUCCUCGUUUCAAGUUUUAUCACUGGACUCUGUCCUUUCUUGGAAUGAGCUUGUGUCUUGCCUUGAUGUUCAUCUGCUCUUGGUAUUAUGCCUUGUUCGCCAUGCUCAUUGCAGGCUGUAUUUAUAAGUACAUUGAAUACAGAGGAGCUGAGAAAGAAUGGGGUGAUGGAAUAAGAGGUUUAUCUUUGAAUGCUGCUCGUUAUGCAUUACUUCGGGUAGAACAUGGCCCACCACACACUAAAAACUGGAGACCUCAAGUUCUGGUGAUGCUGAAUCUGGAUUCAGAACAGUGUGUAAAACAUCCGAGGUUACUCUCAUUCAAUACCCAAUUGAAGGCUGGGAAAGGGUUAACGAUUGUGGGCUCUGUCCUGGAGGGAACAUACUUGGAUAAACACCAAGAAGCCCAGAGAGCCGAAGAGAACAUCCGAUCCCUGAUGGGAGCAGAAAAGACUAAAGGAUUUUGCCAGUUGGUGGUCUCUUCCAGCUUGAGAGAUGGAAUGUCCCACUUGAUUCAGUCUGCUGGUUUGGGUGGCAUGAAGCACAACACUGUUCUUAUGGCAUGGCCAGAGUCAUGGAAACAAUCAGAUAAUCCCUUCUCAUGGAAGAAUUUUGUUGAUACGAUCCGAGACACCACUGCAGCACAGCAAGCUUUGAUGGUGGCUAAAAAUAUUGACAUGUUCCCACAAAACCAAGAGCGCUUUAGCGAGGGGAACAUAGACGUGUGGUGGAUUGUUCAUGAUGGUGGCAUGCUUAUGCUGCUGCCAUUUCUGCUACGCCAACACAAGGUGUGGAGAAAGUGUAGAAUGCGUAUCUUCACAGUUGCGCAGAUGGAUGACAACAGCAUUCAAAUGAAGAAAGAUCUUCAGAUGUUCUUGUACCAUCUUCGUAUUAGUGCUGAGGUGGAGGUCGUUGAAAUGGUAGAAAAUGACAUUUCGGCUUUUACCUAUGAGAAAACAUUAAUGAUGGAGCAGAGGUCCCAGAUGCUGAAGCAGAUGCAACUUUCCAAGAAUGAAAGAGAAAGAGAGAUUCAGAGCAUCUCUAAUGAGUCUCGAUGCUCUAUCAGAAGGAAGAGCCGCUCUAGUCCACAGUCCAUUGGUCAGGAUGUACAGGCCCUGCUGCCUAAUGACAGCCAAGAGGAAGAGGCUCAAUUAAUACAUGACAGGAACACUGCAUCCCAUUCUGCAGCAGUUGCCAAGACGAAAGCAGUAGCUGCACCAGAGAAGGUUCAAAUGACCUGGACUAAGGAAAAACUCAUCAGUGAAAAACAUAAAAACAAAGAUACAAAUGCAGCUGGAUUCCGAGACCUUUUUACUUUGAAACCAGAAUGGGGAAAUCUAAACCAGUCCAACGUCAGGAGGAUGCAUACAGCCGUGAAGCUUAAUGGAGUCGUCCUCAACAAAUCCCAGGAUGCCCAGCUGGUCUUGUUGAAUAUGCCUGGUCCUCCCAAAAACCGACAAGGAGAUGAAAAUUACAUGGAAUUCCUGGAAGUUUUGACAGAAGGACUAAACCGAGUGCUUUUGGUGAGAGGUGGAGGCCGAGAGGUGAUCACCAUCUAUUCCUAAUGCUGCUGGUGACCACCCAGAGCUUGUUUAGAACAUGGCGGCACUGAGUAUCUAAGUGGAUAGAAACACUGGACAAGCAGGUCUUGGGUUCCUGGAAGUUGAGCAGUUGAAAUGUUCCUGUGUACUUGAAAUGAUAUGCCAGCUUGAUCUGCUGAUCCAUAUGUUAUGCUUUUUUACAAAAAGAAGUGAUCUGAUUUUUUUUUUUAACCUAGAGCAGAAUUCUUGUUAAUACUGAAGAUAUUUUAUUUGUCUGCACUGUUAAAUAAAAAUCUGGGGGGUUGGGGGUGGGAGUGGGGAGCUGGAGUGUGAAUGUGUGUGUGAGAGAUUUAAAAAGAAUUACAAAAGCCUUCCCGCCCUACCACCCCCACCACCCCAGUUUAUUUGUAGUAUCUGGAAUAUUGAUCAUGUUCUCACUACUUCAUUGUACUAUGCAUUUGGGAUGAAACUGAUGGUAUCUUUUUUUUUUUUAAUCCUGGGUUGGUUUUGUUUUUGUUUUUUAACUGAUGCCAGGACAGCUGAGCUUUUAUUCAGUGAUAAACUGUGAAGUUGGCUAAAGCUGAUCAAUUUUCUGAUCCAGGAUUCAAACUUUUUUUGGGAUGUACCUAUUAACAGUCUUUCUAAAUGUAAAACCAUUACGUUUUCAUUUUAUUAGCUCCAGAACAUGGAUUUAUAAAAAGUUCACUUUUUCAAGUUUAUUUUCUGGGUGAUAAGAGGUACAUUUUGUAAAGAAGUAAACUGCCUACCUUUUUUAAAAAAUCAUCCAUUCACUUUCCCCAUUUUUUCCUCUUGAAUCAUUUGACCAUUUUUCAUUUCCAUGAGCAUCCAAAGAUGUUUCCAUUCCUGCUCCUGGCGCAUCACUGAAGUUCAAGUCCAGAGGGGGAGAGUCUUGGGUAAUGAUGAGGGCCACACUCCCUUUCCAUACAGUAAGCCAAUGCUCAGACAUCUGCUUUUGCUCCACAGAAGACAGGCCAUUCAGCUCCAGUUGUCUUGAAAGAGCAGCCACUGUUCUUGAAACUUUUUUAAAAAGAUAUUUCAUCUAUAAGUCAAGUAUUUAGCCUAAUAACAGUUGUGUUAUAAUCCAGGUUUUAUAUUUCCUAAAAAAAAAAAAUUAAAAAAACAAACAACCAUCCAAACUAAUUCUUAUUUUCUCUCUGAUAGCACCUUUUUUUUCUUUUCUACUUUUUAAAAUGACUCAGAUAACGCUGUUGACACCUGUACAUUUUGUCUGCAACUACUGCAAUCUUCAUGUUCAGUUUUAUUCUGGUUUGUAAAUAAAUAAUCUUUUGGUCUUUGACUAAGCAUUGAUGCUGGCUAGCUCUAGCCAACAUCUUUGGAUAUGUUGCCAAUGUCUUAAAUAUCCAGAAGGGAAACAAGUACACAGAGAGAAGUAUCCUGAAAACCAAAAAGUGCAAUAUGUAAAAAAUAAACAAAAUGCUUUUGAGACUCCAAGUGGAAUUGUUAAAUAGCAAAGCUUAUAUAUAAAGCUGUUGGCAUGCCAGCAUUUCCAGUAUCAGAUAUGCACACUUCAAAUUGCAGCUAGUAAGUAUGCAUUCUGUUCUUACCCAUGCAUAGUAAGAGCUAAGAAAAACAUUUUCAGAGCGUCUGGGUUGGAUGGAGACAUCUUGUACCUUGUAAGAAGGAAUUAAGAAAUCAUCGAUCUUGUCAUCGAGCCCAAUAAGUCCAACAGGGUCUGACACUGAGUUUUUGUUGUUAUUUUUGUUGUUUUUAUUUUAUUUUAAUGGUCAAAAUCUCCUACCUGUUAUUUGUCUUCUGAGGAUGUCUCCCUAACUUCUCCUAUCAGCAUAUGACUUGCAGUAGUGUCCCAGAGGAACAAAUUGGACACAUAUCUUACAGUCUGGACAGGCUGGUCUUGUAUUUUUGUUUUUGUUUUUUUUUUUUCAUGUGGAUGUUUGAUUAUUGCACUUUAUCUUGGUCUUUCCAUUCAGUAGUUCAGAAUCAUUUUAUCUAAUCUGUAAAGGGGUUUUGUUUUUGUUUGUUUUUUUAGGGGUGGGGCACAUGAAUUUUUGGUAUUUGUGGCUUACCUGCUUUGUGACUUAUUUAUUUAUUUAUAUGUUCCAGGUGACAUUUUAAUGCCUGAAUUGGCAGCAUAUAAAGAGAGAAUCUCAACUCCAGAUAGAGAGGAAGGAGGAAGGGGUUUGAGAUGGCCCAUGUUUCUUGUUUAUUUUCCAGGAUAAUUCAUCGAUUCCUCUAGGAAAGUGGUUGGAUGUAGAGGAAGGUGAUAAAAAGAGCCUUCCUGUGCAGCCCAUUGCGAUGCAGAAGUUUAAAUAUGUAGUCUAAGUUCUGAGUCAGGAAUAAGCUUAUAGAUCAGCAUUGGGUCCUUCAUCGAAUGGGGUUUCUUUUAAUCCAGUUUUCCUCCCCCCUCUUCACAGACACAUGUCUCUUGAGCAUGAAGGAAUUAUAGAUGCUCUGGGAAUCCACCUGAAUAAGAAGCCAAAUUUCCAGAAUUGGACUCUCAGCUGGGUGGGAAAACCAUCAAACGAGUAAAUGUGUGCCAAAAUAAUGUUGUGGAAAACAUAGAUGAUCUCUUUUUUUCCUUCACAGCAAGAUGUCUAAUAAUAUACACAGUUUUGCCACCCUCGUAGAGAUGGACUUCUCUCUCUUGUGUGGGGCUCUGCAUGCGUGUGUGUGUGUGUCUGUCUGUCUGUCUGCAUGAAUGUGACCAUUAUUAAAAGGAGAUCUUCCUGCUGAGAGCAGGGUAGUUAUAAGGGCACACAGAGGAGGCAUUCAAAGAGGAGGCACUAUAGGGUGAAUGGCUUUUUGCUUUGCCCAUUUUACUUUAAAGUAGCUGAUUAAUGUGGCACACUUCACACAUGGUGCUAAAUUCCAUGGAAUAGUUGAAGGUAGUUCACUAAGGCUGUCAUAAGUUGGAAAUGAACAUGACAAGUCCACGGGUUGCUGUCUGUGUUUUCACCAGAUGUCAAUGUGUCCACAGUUUGUCCCCAGUUGUUUUGCAGUAUUUUGUUCAUGUAAACAACAGUGUAUCUUUUUCUACAUUAUAAACAUUUUGUAACCAAUAAGUGCAACCAUCUAGAGGUGAUGAUUUAAUGUUUGCUUUUAAUGUUUCCUUGUCUUUGUAUGAUUCUGUUUAGUAAAAUAAAAUGGGAUGAAAUCUGUUAAAAAAA